AUGAGCGCCGAUCCCCUCGAGCCCAACCCCGCAUCCGCUCCGCUGCGCCCGUUUGGCGAAAGCCCCAUCCCCACCCGCCGCGGUGGGUUUGCCGGGCAUCCGCCCGAGGUCGCGGCCCUGGGCCCGACGCGAGGCGCCCGCGGCGGCCCUAAGGAUACGCGCCAUAUCCCUGGAGAGGCCAUCCUCUCGGCUGGAUCCAGACGGCGCGACGUACAGUGGCCCGCGUGCCAACCUGCCAGCGUUAACCCUUGGAUUAUUGUGAUGACUCACAGCACCAGUCAGAUCCGCAUAGGUGGAGUAGCACGUGGGAUGGCGACCGCGGAAGCUUUCUCACGGCUACGGGUCUCUGACGAGCGCGAGGGGCCGUCCAGCUCCUCCCGCCCGUUCGGCUUCUCGGCUGGCGUGCAAGAGCCGACCCAGGUGCGAUUGGCGGUGGGCACCGUGGAGUUUUUCCCGUUUCCGGUCCAGACCGCUGAGGGACGUCCCAUACCGAGCAGGCGCAUCGUGGACGCCAAGGUGGAGGGCAGGCCCGAACGCGUGCGAUUCAUAGCGUUCCGGAACCAUUACUCAUCGUGCGUCACCGUCAAGGCUCGCGUCGCCGGAUCGGGGGGCGCAUCCGGGCCGUGGCAGACGGUGCUGACAACCUACAAGCUGAUGAGGUCGCCGCACUUCGAGGACGAUGCGGAGGACUGGAAGGUCAUCGAGCUGCCGGAUCGGACGAGGAACGGAUUGGAGCUGGACAGGGUGACGGAGCUGCGACUGUACCUGUUCCAGCCCUCGGCGAUGUUCAACGGCGCGCACUACGGGAUACGGAGCCUGGCGGCUUACUCCGACGGGAACAAAGAGUCGUGCCUGAGAGCCGCGUACAGGGCGCACCUGCCCACCGAGGCGACCGCGAAGGAGGACAGCGCGGGCGAGCCGAGCUUGGAGGCACUGAUACCCGGGAUAGACCUCGAGGCGGCGACGGGCGGCGACGGUGCGGGUGGCAUUCCGGUGGACGAGCUCGAAGGAGUCGUCGCUUCAGCCGUCGACUUAGCCAGAGCGCUUCGAGACGUCUAUCGCACGAGGGGCCAAACCGAGGAUCCAGUCCCGAAGGGAUUCCGACAGGCGUUCGAUAAUUAG
Micromonas commoda is the source of this 1122-nucleotide messenger RNA. RefSeq lists its product with no specific name. Lineage: Eukaryota; Viridiplantae; Chlorophyta; Mamiellophyceae; Mamiellales; Mamiellaceae. The transcript is spliced from 2 exons. The coding region runs from base 1 to 1122 and encodes 373 amino acids. The record is from RefSeq and is a predicted model, not a curated record. Gene Ontology annotation, cellular component: nucleoplasm.